GUUACAUUACAUUGAUACAUUUAUUACUGAUUCACUUUUGAUGAUUUUUAAACUGACUCCCAUAGAUUUACUCACUUAUGUUUAGAAUAAGUAGGUUUGCCCUCCAAGCAUCUUUUCCGUCCAUUAGUAAAACCUUGGAGUCUAAAUGUUCAUGCAUGGGGGUGGGGGGUACAGAAAGGUGGGGCCUAUGAUGGGUUUAUUGAUUAUUCAUGAGAGUGGGCUCAUAUAAAGGAGCUUCAGAGUUUAGUCCUCAGUUCAGCAUGGCCUCAUGCAAACUCAACGGAGUGUAAAUGAAAUUUUGUUGAUUUUCUGCAGAAUCUGCUGCAGAAACUGCUUAAUUUCUGUUUGAGUUGUGAAAAAGGGGGGUUGUUCUGAUGGACAUGGAGGAACCGGAGACCCCCAAAAGUGUUUUCCACCCGUUCAGUAUCCGUGGUCUGCUGGAGCGAGGGAAAGAAUAAAAGAGGGAGAGAACUGAAGGUACUCGUCUCACCGGACAGGAGUAGACAGUACAGUACACAAAGGGCUCCUGAAAGAGGCAGGGCCUGCCCAAAGGAAUCCUUAAUGACAGAUGGAAUGGAGUGCCCCCUGCUGGAGAAGCCUCCAUUCAGCUACAGCGCCCUGAUCGUGAUGGCGCUCGCCCACAGCCCCCGCCGCCAGCUUACACUCAGCGGCAUCUACGACUUCAUUGUGUCGCGGUUUCCGUACUACAGCAGGAAGGGGCGGGGCUGGCAGAACUCCAUCCGCCACAACCUGAGCCUCAACAAGUGCUUCGUCCGGGUGCCACGCCCACAAGACGACCCGGGCAAGGGAAGCUACUGGAUGAUCGACCCGUGCAGUGAGGUGUACAUUGGUGGAAGUCCGGGCAAGCUAACACAGUGCCAGCCGGCUAAUCGGGCGGAUAAGUCUGCAAAGAUAGUGAAGUGGAAGGCGGGGCUUGGACUGCCCAGCUCCUUUUAUUGGCCCAUGGCAUCAUUCCUGGCACUGCAGCAGCCAGUGUCUGCCCACCAGCAGGGUCACAGAUGGGCAGGAACCAGAUCCGAGGUUGCCGGACUGGGCACUGCAUCGUUUGUGCCAACCUCGGUUCCUGCUAUGGGUGCUAAUGGGGUAAUGCCCGGCCAACCUGCCCUGGUGGCAGAUUGCUCCAGUGCCAGGAAAGAUGCCAUACCCUCUGAGGGAACAGCGCACCCUAUGGGAAUCCUGCAGCAAUUCCACACUGACCCCGCCCUUAUUCACCCUGCAUACACGUAUCAUCCCAGCAUGACCAGCUCGUAUUGGCACAUUUGUAUUUAAAUUAAAUUUGUAUGUAAAUAAAUCUUGUUCAUUAUUUCAUAUUAUUACUAUAUUGUGUUCUGAUUUACAUUCUUCUUCUUAAUAUUAUUAUCAUAACUGUUCUGCUGGAUUUUUAAUUGCGUAGCAUUUUCAAGGUCCAAGGUUUGAUCAACAUCAUGGCAACUAUCUUAAAUACAAUAGCAACCACCUUGCCACAAUGUAGUAGUUAUCUAGACUCCACCUUGUAAUACUGUAGCAACCACCUGGGAUAUCAAAGCAACCAGCUAGCAACCACAUAGGAAUACCAAUGCAACAGCCUGGGAUAUAAUACCAACCACUAAGCAAUAACUUAAAACAAUCUUGAAAAAAAUCUUCAAAACCUGAGCAACCACCUUGCUACAAGGUAGCCCCCAUGUAGAGCCCAUUUAUCCAAAUCCUAGCAACCACCUGGGAUACAAUUGCAACCACUAAGCAACAUCACGACAACUGACUAACAUACCAUGCCAACCACCUUGUCACAAUGUAGCACCCAUCUUAUCAACACCAUAUCAACCACCUGGUCUACUAUAGCAAACAGCUAUAGUAUGCAGUAUAGUAGCUUUGCAUGCCAAAGCAACCAUUUGGGAUAACAUAGCAACUGCCUAGCAACCACCAUGCAACAUUAUGGCAAAUGACUUGAAUACCAUACCAACCACUUUGUCACAAUGUGGCAUCUAGAGCCCACUAUAACAUCAAUACUAUAACACAUUUUGGAACUGCUAAACAAACAUCUAGCAACCACA
This is a messenger RNA of Astyanax mexicanus (Mexican tetra), 2051 nucleotides long. RefSeq names its product forkhead box G1c (gene foxg1c). NCBI's taxonomy places the organism in Eukaryota, Metazoa, Chordata, Actinopteri, Characiformes, Acestrorhamphidae. Bases 562 to 1290 code for a protein of 242 amino acids. Gene Ontology annotation, cellular component: nucleus. Gene Ontology annotation, molecular function: sequence-specific double-stranded DNA binding; DNA-binding transcription factor activity. The record is from RefSeq and is a predicted model, not a curated record. The transcript is spliced from 2 exons. Gene Ontology annotation, biological process: regulation of transcription by RNA polymerase II.